AUGGUGUUCUGCUCAAAGUGCGAGUUCGAAGGGACGAUUGAAUUCGUCGAAGCGCACAUCGCUAUCGCUCACCGAGAGAGCAAAGCCUAUAUACAUCCGAUGGCGGUUAGGCCGAUGGACGUUACGAAGACGGCUGCUCCCUCCUGCGCUCCCUCCUUCCCCUCGAAGACAGCUCCUACCCCCGGCCCUUCCUCCUUCCAUCUCACGACUCCGGCCGAGCAAAUCGUCCUGCCUCCUUGCUCUUCGAUAUUUGACCCCGCGCUGUGGUGCCCACCGCCUCCUGGACCCGUGGCGCCGGUUGCUCCGAUCAGGAAGUUGAGCUGCGACGCAGCGAGCCGCGAGUUCCGCGAGAUCCUUGUUCGUUUGUUCCCGUCAAUUUUCGCGCACGGGGGUCAGGAGGAUCCCGCCUACGGACCAGGCCAGAACGCGUCUCACUACCGGACGCACACCGGCGCUUGA
Molecule: messenger RNA, 459 nt
Organism: Punctularia strigosozonata HHB-11173 SS5
Lineage: Eukaryota; Fungi; Basidiomycota; Agaricomycetes; Corticiales; Punctulariaceae
Exons: 2
Coding region: 1-459 (152 amino acids)
Source: RefSeq, a predicted model, not a curated record